AUGUCCCAGCGACACUCGGACAGCUCCCUGGAAGAGAAGCUGCUGGAAUACCGCUUCCACUCCGAGCUGCGGCUCGAUGCCAGAGGGAACCCAGCAUCCGGGCUCCCCAUGGUGCGGGGCGCCCUGCAGCUCAGGGACAACGAAGGCUUCCAGCUCGAUACCCCGGUGCCCCCCGCUGUGUCCCCUAAGGACGAGGAGCCACGGGCUGUCGUCCUGAGCACGCAGAGCCCCGCGGCCCUCAAGAUGGGCACUCAGCAGCUGAUCCCCAGAAGCCUGGCCGUGUCGAGCAAGGCCAAGACCCCGGCCCGCCACCAGAGCUUCGGGGCGGCCGUGCUCAGCAAGGAGGCCGCCCGGCGGGACCCCCGGCUCCUGUCAGCCCCCAGCUUCUCCCUGGACGACAUGGACGUGGACGCGGGCCCCGGGGGGGCGCUGAGACGGAACCUACGGAACCGAUCCUACCGGGCGGCCAUGAAGGGCCUGGAGGCGCCGGGCGGGGAGAGGGGCCCCCUCCAGCUCAGCCCCAAGCUCCAGGCCCUGGCGGAGGAGCCCAGCCAGCCUCCCGCUCGGUGCCCGGCCAAGAAUAAGAGGACGCUGGGGCGGAAACGUGCACACAAGGGCUCCUUCAAGGACGACCCCAGGUUCUACCAGGAGAUCCGGGAGCGGGGCCUCAACACCAGCCAUGAGUCUGACGACGACCUGCUCGACGAGCCGUCCAGCCCCGACGGAACCGGGAAGGCGGACGCCCCCAUCGUGGUCAAGAGCUACCGGCCGGCGCAGAUCACCUGGAGCCAGCUCCCGGAGGUGGUGGAGUCCGGCAUCCUGGACAGGCUGCCUGCUGAGGAGCGCAAGAGGCAGGAAGCCAUCUUUGAGAUCCUCACGUCGGAGUUCUCGUACCAGCACAGCCUGGGCAUCCUGGUGGCCGAGUUCCUGCAGUCCGGGGAGCUGCAGGCAACGAUGACCCAGAUGGAGCGUCAUCACCUCUUCUCCAACAUCCUGGACGUCCUGAGCGCCAGCCAGAGCGGCCACGUGGUUGCCUCUGAGCUCCCCAGGGCCUCUGGCUGGCCGUCGCUGUCCUGGGGUGGGACGUCCGGCCUCCUGAGGCGCAGCGGCCUCCUGUCCGUGGCCGAGGCCGAGUCACGGCUGAUCUCGGAAGGGAGCCCCAGGGGGAAGCAGGGCCUGGGGGGUCCCUACCAGGGAGCCCUAGAGCAGCGGCACAAGGCGCAGGUGUGCGUGGAGGACAUCAGCGACAUCCUGGAGGAACAUGCGGAGCAGCAUUUCCACCCCUACGUCGCCUACUGCUCCAACGAGGUCUACCAGCAGCGCGCCCUGCAGAGGCUGAUGAGCAGCAACGCCGCCUUCCACGAGGCCCUGAGGGAGAUCGAGAAGCGUCCCGCGUGCGGGGGUCUCCCCAUGAUCUCCUUCCUCAUCCUCCCCAUGCAGAGGGUGACCCGGCUGCCCCUCCUGACGGACACCCUCUGCCUCAAGAGUCAGGGCCACCCUGAGAGGUACAAGGCCGCCAGCCGUGCGCUCAAGGCCAUCAGCAAGGUGAGGAGGGCAGGGAUCGGUGCCCACCCGGCCUCGGUACAUCCUCGCCCACACCCCGCCCCCCGACCGCCCCGACUCAGGCACCUCCCCGUCCCUUCCCUCCAGUCCCUCCCGCUGAUCUCUGCCUCCCGCUGGCUGCUGAAGCGUGGGGAGCUCUCUGUGGUGGAGGAAACCGGGCUUUUCCGAAAACUGGCCAGCCGGCCCACGUGCUACCUGUUUCUGUUCAACGACGUCCUGGUGGUCACCAAGAAGAAGAGCGAGGACAGCUUCGUGGUGCAGGACUACGCCCAAGUGGACCACAUCCGGGUCCAGAAGACGGAGGCCUCCGACCCCUCCCUGCUGGGGGGCGGCGGCAGCCGCGGCUCCUCCGUGCCGCACCCCUUCCAGGUGACCCUGCUGCACAACAGCGAGGGCCGCCAGGAGAAGAUCCUGCUGUCGUCCGACUCCGCGAGUGACCGGGCCCGCUGGAUCGUGGCGCUCACACACAAGGAGAGGCAGAGUCCCGCCAACAAAGGAGACCUGCCCCAGGUGGAGGUCACCAAGGCCUAUCUGGCCAAGCAGGCGGACGAGAUCACCCUGCAGCAGGCGGAUGUGGUCCUGGUUCUGGAGCAGGAAGACGGAUGGUUCUACGGCGAGAGGCUGAGAGAUGGGGAGACGGGCUGGUUCCCCGAGGACUUCGCCCGAUGCAUCACCAGCCGCGUGGCCGUGGAGGGCAACGUGCGCAGAAUGGAGCGCCUGCGCGUGGAGACAGACGUGUAG
This is a messenger RNA of Puma concolor (puma), 2304 nucleotides long. NCBI's taxonomy places the organism in Eukaryota, Metazoa, Chordata, Mammalia, Carnivora, Felidae. The record is from RefSeq and is a predicted model, not a curated record.